CUCAUAAGCUUUUCCAAAGAGUUGUGUGUUAAUUCCUCUCUUCAUUGUUUUUCUCUUCUUCUCUCCAUAACACUCCUAUAUUUGCAAAAAACAACAACCCUUCCUUUUAAACUUCACAAAACCAUGGGAUUCUUAGAAUGCCUUGGCCAUUUCUUUCAAAAUGCAAACCCUUACAUCGCUGUCAUCUCCCUCCAAUUCGGCUACGCCGGAAUGAACAUCAUCUCCACCGUCUCCCUCAACCGUGGUAUGAGCCACUACGUCCUCGUCGUCUAUCGUCAUGCCUUUGCCACCGCCGUCAUGGCACCCUUUGCUCUUGUUCUAGAGAGGAAGGUAAGACCCAAGAUUACAUUUAAGAUUUUCAUUCAGAUGUUUGUUCUUGCUCUUCUUGGGCCACUGAUUGAUCAAAAUUUCUACUACGUCGGGCUUAAAAUGACAUCCCCAACUUUCUCUUGUGCAAUAAGCAACAUGCUUCCUUCAAUGACAUUCGUCAUGGCAGUCAUUUGCAGGAUGGAGAAGUUAGAUUUGAAAAGAGUGAGAUGUCAAGCGAAGUUGUUUGGAACAGUAGUGACGGUGGUGGGAGCCAUGUUGAUGACAUUUUACAAAGGAAGUGUCAUCAACUUCUUCUGGACCGGGCACGGCCACCAACCGAACACACCGCCUACAGGAGACGCGGCGGCGCUCAACCACCACAAUGACAGAGAGUUCAUCAAAGGCUCCAUCUUGCUCAUCAUCGCCACUCUGGCUUGGGCAGCCUUCUUCAUUCUGCAGAUCAUAACCUUGAAAAAAUACACAGCCCAUCUUUCUCUCACCACCUUGGUUUGCUUUUUGGGAACCCUUCAAGCCAUUGUUGUCACCCUCGCUAUGGAGCACCGCCCCUCCGCCUGGGCCAUCGGCUGGGACAUGAAUCUUCUUGCCGCCGCAUAUGCAGGGAUUGUGACCUCAGGUGUUGCAUAUUAUGUUCAAGGUUUGGUAAUGAAAACAAAAGGACCAGUUUUUGUUACAGCUUUUAGCCCAUUGAUGAUGGUGAUUGUUGCUUUCAUGGGAUCUCUCAUCUUGGCUGAAAAGAUUUAUGUUGGAGGGAUAAUUGGAGCUGUGUUGAUUGUAAUAGGAUUGUACUCUGUUUUGUGGGGAAAGUACAAGGAAAGCAAAGAGAAGGAAGUUGAAGAGAUUGUUCAAUUACCAAUGAAAAGUGGAGAUCAAUUGCCUGUAAUAAAUGAUCAAGCCAAUAAUAUUGAAACAAUUCAAAAGAAAGAGGGUUUGGCCAUUAAUAUUCAAUCCAUGGAUUCACUUAACAUGGAGAAGAGGCUUCAAGACACUCACUAAUAAAGCCAAAUUAAGAAUAAAAAAGAGAGAAUCUUGAAGAACAAUAACAGAGAAAUGGCCAAGAAAAAGGGAGGAGGAAAAUUUGAUAAAAAAAAACACUCCUUUUUUUUUUUUUUUUCUUUUUCCUUUUUUGCAUUCUACUUCCAAGCCUCCAUUUUCCCUUUUCCUUUUUUUUUUUUUUUAAACUUUAAUUUUCUUUCUCUCUCUCUUUUUGGUUGGAUAUGUGGGCCUAAAAUAUUGGCCCUUUUAAGUUUUCUACAUGUAAUCUCAUAAAUCCUUGAAGUUAGAGAAUGAGAAUGAAAAAAAAAAAUGCAAAAAAGAAAUGGGGUUUCUUUGGUAAAA
Messenger RNA from Benincasa hispida (wax gourd), 1665 nucleotides. RefSeq names its product WAT1-related protein At5g07050-like. Lineage: Eukaryota; Viridiplantae; Streptophyta; Magnoliopsida; Cucurbitales; Cucurbitaceae. Gene Ontology annotation, molecular function: transmembrane transporter activity. The record is from RefSeq and is a predicted model, not a curated record. Gene Ontology annotation, cellular component: membrane.